AUGCGAAUCUUUAACACUUCGGUUCUGAUUGGCAGCGCAUGUAUGAAAUCCUGCCUGAAUUUGGCCAACCGCCGCUCGAUACCGACGAACGCCUACCCCGGAAUUUUCGCAUCGGUACGAGCACAGUUCAAGGAGUGGCUCCCAAAGGUAAAGGCGAUGGAACCUGAUGUGUGGAAGAAGGAUCCGCAUCGUUUUGUUGAGCUCAACGCGGCUGGCCUCCUCCGGAGGGUAGCAACAAAACACGUUCUUCUCGCGGAUCGGGAGGCUUUCGAGACGGAUCGCUUACGCCUGAUAUACCUAGAUAGGAAGCGCAAUAUCAUCUGGAAGACGUGCGUGGACGCCGAUGAACAGACUAUUACAGACAUUAUCAUGUCCUGGUUUGAGCUGGCGGACCCUCUGGAGAUGCAGGAAGGUACUACAGGUGAAAGGUACCGUGUUACCGGUGAUUUGGGGAGAGAAUGA
Molecule: messenger RNA, 462 nt
Organism: Aspergillus alliaceus
Lineage: Eukaryota; Fungi; Ascomycota; Eurotiomycetes; Eurotiales; Aspergillaceae
Exons: 1
Coding region: 1-462 (153 amino acids)
Source: RefSeq, a predicted model, not a curated record